AUGCGUAUAGAGAUGGCUAAUAUGGCUCUCAAACUCUACGGAUCGGCCAUGUCAAUCGCCCGCGUCCUAGUCACGCUCUGCCAUUCGUUCAUCCGUGUCGAUAUCGCCCAGGGGGAACACAAGACCACAGAAUACAAGAAGAUGCAACCGUUCGGCAAAGUGCCUGUGCUGGCAGACGGCGAGUUCCAGAUUUUCGAGAGUCGCGCAAUCUGCAAGUAUCUCGCCCGGAGAGUCGUUCUUCUUGCCUAAUUAUCGUGUAUGUAGUCUGAUUCUCAUUUGUCGGGAUAGACGUAUGAUACACCUCUGGGGCGAGGUUGAUUUCCACCCAAGGGGACUAUGAAGCGUACGGGCGCUUCGAGCAG
This is a messenger RNA of Aspergillus brunneoviolaceus CBS 621.78, 362 nucleotides long. Its product is annotated as thioredoxin-like protein. The transcript is spliced from 2 exons. The record is from RefSeq and is a predicted model, not a curated record. NCBI's taxonomy places the organism in Eukaryota, Fungi, Ascomycota, Eurotiomycetes, Eurotiales, Aspergillaceae. Gene Ontology annotation, molecular function: glutathione transferase activity; glutathione binding. Bases 1 to 249 code for a protein of 82 amino acids. Gene Ontology annotation, cellular component: cytoplasm.